Ziziphus jujuba (common jujube) is the source of this 672-nucleotide messenger RNA. RefSeq lists its product as uncharacterized. Lineage: Eukaryota; Viridiplantae; Streptophyta; Magnoliopsida; Rosales; Rhamnaceae. Bases 172 to 456 code for a protein of 94 amino acids. The record is from RefSeq and is a predicted model, not a curated record. The transcript has 3 exons.
AAAAGAAUUAAGAGAUUACACUCCAAGCAAGCAAUAGGAUCGGACCCAGUAAAAGAACAAAGACAAAAGUUCCAAGCGAAGCACCGCCGAUCUAAGCGAACAGUGGUGCUCUGGUCUUCGCGGCUCGGUUACUCAUUCAGGAACAGGUAGAAGCAGCUAAAUAAACGAGUAAUGGGAAGCAAAGAGAAUGUUAAGCAGCUCGAGGACUGUUCAGUUUCCAAUGCAUUGGGCACUUGGGUAUUCUCAGUAGCAGGGGCUUUGAUAGCCAUUCCAGUGGGUAUAAAAAGGAAAUCUUUCGGACCCCUUGUGUUCUUUGGCACAACUGGUACCAUGCUCGACAUUAUUAUGGGAAUUAAUGCCUGUGAAAAAGAACAUGCAGAACGCCAAAUGAAGCUAUUAGAAGCUCAGAAUUCUGCGGUUGAUGCAUCCUUAACCGAGACUAGAGCUGAGUCCUAAUUUCAAGCACAUAAAGACAUAAUUCUCAUGUCUGGAUCUCCUUUGCUCGACUUUUAAAAGCUUGAAUAAUCACUUUUUGAAAAGCUCUUUGUUUUGAUUGUGUGUAUACGUUCACGGCAAAAUCUGUUGCUCCAGGAUAUAACUUCAUGUGUUAUGCCCCAAAACUCUUACCAGUUAAAAAAGAGCUUGUAUCCAAUCUUCUUCUCUUUGCUUGCC